Messenger RNA from Coregonus clupeaformis (lake whitefish), 2303 nucleotides. Its product is annotated as serine/threonine-protein kinase pim-3. Gene Ontology annotation, biological process: regulation of mitotic cell cycle; protein autophosphorylation; negative regulation of apoptotic process. The coding region runs from base 51 to 1346 and encodes 431 amino acids. Lineage: Eukaryota; Metazoa; Chordata; Actinopteri; Salmoniformes; Salmonidae. The transcript has 8 exons. Gene Ontology annotation, cellular component: cytoplasm. The record is from RefSeq and is a predicted model, not a curated record. Gene Ontology annotation, molecular function: protein serine/threonine kinase activity; ATP binding.
CCUCAACGGAACCACUUCCUGUAUUCACACUCCUGAACAAGGGGCUGAGAAUGAAGAGGAAGUGCAGGUUCGAUGUGGACGGGGGCGAACGCCCAUCCAAAAAACGGUCCAGCCAGCAGGCCAUAUCCAAAAGGGUUUCCUUGGUGCUCCCUAGUCCUCAAUUGACACAGAGCACUCUCCAGAAACUGCAGAUUGAGAGUGAGGCGGCUGACCCAGACUGGCCCACUCCUAUGGAGACCAGGGCAAUUUCAAAGAUGCCAAGGAGAAGGGGCCUGCCAACCCCCAAGAUGGAGGACAAGGGAACCCAAUGCGACAUGGGAUCAAAUAGGAAAAGGAUGACUAGUUUCCUAGAUUUAGAUUCAGACGACCUUAGGACUGCAAAGAAGAUCAAGGUCACCGUGGCAUCCGGGUCAUACAGCUCCUUUGGCUCCUCCACAUCAACAGACACAUCCACCAGCAGCGAGAGGACCAACUCCAAAUGUUCAGAAGUCUGCGAUAAAUGCAAGGCCAAAGUCCGGCGCAACCCACCACGCAGAGCCAGUUUCACCUCGCUCUACAACGUGGGCAAGUUGCUGGGACAAGGAGGCUGUGGGUCCGUCUAUGAGGGAACACGAAAGGAAGAUGGGAGAGAAGUAGCCAUUAAGUACAUCCCCAAGGGUGUAUCGGAGUACUACCUCACAAUCCCUGGAACAACGUACAGGCUGCCCCUGGAGGUAGCCCUGAUGCAGAUCGUGUCGCGGCCCCCUGUCUGUGAGCACGUGCUGGAGCUGGUGGAUUGGUUCGAGCAGCCCAAGAAGUUCAUCCUGGUCCUGGAGCGUCCCACCUCCUGCAUGGACCUGUACGACUACUGUGAGACGAUGGGCGGGAAGCUCAACGAGGCCAUGGCGAGGGUCAUCAUGCUCCAGGUGGUUCUGGCGGUACGGCACUGCCGUGACCGCGGCGUCAUCCACCGCGACAUCAAAGUGGAGAACCUGCUGGUGCAGACGGACACUCUUAAUGUCAAGCUCAUCGACUUCGGCUGCGGGGAUCUGCUGAGGGAGAAACUCUUCAGGGACUUUGCUGGCACUACAGAGUUCUCUCCCCCUGAGUGGGUUCUGGAUGGGAAGUACCAGGGAUGCAAAGCCACCAUCUGGUCCCUGGGUGUGCUUCUGUUUGGCCUGGUCAACGGUGACCUGCCCUUCAGGAAGGAGGCCGAAAUCAUCCGAGGACACCUGCGCUUCAAGAGAGGGAUCUCCAAAGAAUGCAGAGACCUGGUCCGCUGGUGCCUCAAGCAAAACCCUCUAAAGAGGCCCGUCCUGGAGCAGAUCCUCCUGCACGACUGGCUGUCGGACCAGGCUUGCCCCUAAGUUCUUUACCAAUGUAAGCAAAUUGAGGAGGGUAGGGGUGGGAACUUAAUUGGAGUGGGGAGAGAUUUAGGUAAUUUGGAAUUAGUAGCUGUUAGUACCAGAACAACAUCCUCUUUUAUGGUCCUGAACUGGACAAUUGGGUCUUAAAAUUAUUUAGUGUUCAAAACCAAACCCUCCUCCAAUUGCAUUAGUCAAGGAUAGCAUCGAAAAACAAGAAACAAAGGAGAAGGAAGAGGAGGACACCAAAAAUCACCGGAUAUCACAUUUGAUCUGCGCAACCAACUGGGAAUGAGGACUGAAACUCAAAGCUGCUCUCCAGCGAACAAUUUUGCGGAACAUGAAGGGACACUCAAAUGCUAGAUAGGAAGACACCUUCAAAACACUGCGGACUUCUGACUCUCCGGGAUAAUACUUGGAGAUGUUGCUAAUCUGAUGAGAGAAAAUAUGGUUUUUAUUCAACCCCUGGACAACAUCUUACCUUCGCCUUUGAGCUGGCGUCGACAAAGGGAGGAUACAGAAACUCUCCAUAAAAUAACAACUUUAUGUUCCCCUAGACUGCACUGAGCCAACAACCACUGUUCUAGUACUGGGCUUGAAAAGAACAACAUCAGAACUGGAAGGAAACUCCAACAGGAAGAUACCUUCAGAAAGACACCACUGAGACCAGUUCUGACCUUCUCUGCUGCAAGGGCUUGAAGAGAGAUUGUACUCGGGGAGUGAAUUCCAAUCUACCCCUUUACAGCAUAUUACUUUCGCCUUUCAGCUGACGCAGGAAUGCCAAUUACAGUUUUGAGCAGAAACAACAGUUUUGCCCCCCCUUCAAAUGUAAUAUGAUUGAAAACACACUUCACAUCAGUGUCCUGGAUGUAGUUAGGAUUGUAAUCUUAGUCUUAGUUUUAGUGAAGUAAAUUAGAGCUGAAAAAUUGUGUCCUCAAGAAAAAUAAAAAAAAUAAUGAA